Messenger RNA from Alternaria rosae, 570 nucleotides. RefSeq lists its product as uncharacterized. Bases 1 to 570 code for a protein of 189 amino acids. The record is from RefSeq and is a predicted model, not a curated record. The transcript is spliced from 3 exons. NCBI's taxonomy places the organism in Eukaryota, Fungi, Ascomycota, Dothideomycetes, Pleosporales, Pleosporaceae.
AUGGCAGUGCUAGGAGUAGUCCUGGAUGCUGUCAUCUGGUGUCUCCCGCACUAUGUGGUCUGGCAUCUAAAGCUGCGCCUAUCCCACAAGGUGGCUGUGUCGAUCAUAUUCGCUUUCGGAUUAUUCAACAUGUUCAUUGGUGCCUUUCGCCUCGACUCACUAGCCGGUGUCGCUUAUCAAGGCGACGUAACAUACGGCAUGGGCAACACUUUGAUGUGGGCAAUCGCACGGAUGAGUACGGCAAUUAUUGUAGCAUGCCUUCCUCAUUUACGUCCUUUGUUCGAUUGCAUCUUGCCGCGCCGACUCAUUCACCUCAGCACCCGCAGAUCUAAGACUCGAUCCAAAGCUUCUCAGAGCAGGGCUGGUUCCAUUGUUGUCACUACGCAGAUCGCUGUUCAGCCCGGUUCGCCACAGCUGUUACCACCUCCUCCACCGUCGAUAGACAUCGUGGAUGGGCAGCUUGACCCUAUGGGUCCGAUAUUCCACGUUGAGCAAGGACCUGCAAAGCGAACGAAGCGAGUGUCGUACGAUUGUGGAGGGCCGUCGCGUGGUUGUGGCCUUCCUUGCUGA